CCUAAACUAUUUCUGUUCUUAUGUAACUCAUGCGCAACUCUUGCAUAACUGUUGUUCAACUUGUGUACUAUAUAUAGCCGUUCACUCUCUUAAAUAAAGAUGAGAAGUGAGUGAGUAGAACCUCACAGGAAGUUCAGUCGAAGAUGUAUACAACCCGAGAGAUAUUGAAAAUUAUGCUGUUCGAAGAGGAAAUAGAUUCUGAAAAUAAACUAAUAUUAAUCGAAUCACUAGGAUUUGUCCGAAUUGAAUGAAAUGAUGUAAAACUAAGUCAUAAUCCUGAUGGUUAUGAUCAUGAAGGUAUAAGGCGCAUAAAUGAUGUAAAAAUGAAACAAAACUAUAAUUCUGAAAUGGCUUUAUUUUUGUCCACAUCACUUUAGUAUUUAGGUGUUUUGCAUAAAACAGAAAGUCAAUCAAUGGUCAAAUACGAAAUGUAUUGAUUAAUCCAUCAAGUGACAUAGGAAAACACUUUAGUCAACUCUUCUAAAGAAUUUCAUCAUCAUCAUCGUUUCGAAUUAAGAAUAUCAAAUUAUUAUAUCAUAUAAUUAAUAAAUCCUUAGAAUAAUUAAUAAAAAGGAACCAAAUAAAUAAUGAAAUAAUAAUACAGCUUGAUUCAUAUCAGUUAUUUUUAAUGUUAAUGGGUAUUGUCAAUGGUAUUUUGUUUCCAGAUUACUAAAUAGAUUAAAAAUCAAUACAAUAAUUAAUUUCUAUUACAGAUACAAACAUUUGAGUAAUUUACGAAUUAGUAAAAAUUUAUUCAAACAAUUCAUAAAUACAAUAAUUGAUUACAAAAGUAAUUCGUGUUAUCGAUAAAGUCAACUUUUCGGCCAAAAAAUGCUCAACCAUGUUUAGAACAUAUUCAAAUGAAACAACCAAUUUUAUUCGAAAAAAUUAAAAAUGUUUACACACAUGUUAUAUCCAAGUGGUCAAAAAAUAAUUGUACAUCCCGAGAUUAUUCAUUUUAUUAUUCAUUUUUGGUUGUCGAAAAAUAAUUAGCAACAUUACAAAAAAUGAAUGAAAUACAUUUAUACCUAAUAGCACAAAAGAGUUAAACACUUGUGUUAAUAAGUGAAUAACAAUAAUAACAAUAAUAACAAGUGUAUAAUAUAUAAGCACUUGUGUAAUAAAGCAAAAACUAUAAAAUCUUAUUUUGUUAAAACAAGCGUUCUAUGGAUGUGUGAAACAAUUGAAUUAGAUGAUGACGACAACAGACUAUUAACAGUUCAAUGGCUAAAUUAUUUUUGUAAUCUAUUGUAUAAGCGUUAUUGUCUACAUUAUUUUAUGCAUAUGAUAAAUAUUUUUGAACAUUGUUCAGUAGAAGAUAUGGAUAAAGCGUUCGUUAUUAAUUCUCCACGAUUUAAUUAAAGAUUAAGAUUAAUUCUCCAUUGAUUUUACAGUUCGUCUGCAAAGAUCAAGUUCGUGUGUUCGAUCCUAGCUUCGUUCAAGGAUUGAUUUUGUGUUUAAGUUGUAGUUUAAGUUUCAGAAUGAUAUAAUGGGAAUUUAUAUUCUCGAUUUCGUUCUGGUUCAAGAUUAAAGCUUAAACCAAACCAAACCAAUUCUCCAAGGUGAUGUUAAUACAUCAGAUGAUUAUUGUAAAAUAAAUGCUCUUUAUCCUAUAAAAACAAAUAUUAAUCAAAUUAAUAAUGAACAUGUUGAAUUGUUCAAUGAUUGGCAUCGUAACGUUAAAAUUGAGGAUAUUGUUCAAGCUAUGAAUGCAUGGACACAAUUAAAGUCGAUAUAG
Molecule: messenger RNA, 1738 nt
Organism: Didymodactylos carnosus
Lineage: Eukaryota; Metazoa; Rotifera; Eurotatoria; Philodinida; Philodinidae
Source: the annotation of a GenBank genome assembly